This is a messenger RNA of Hypoxylon trugodes, 4375 nucleotides long. RefSeq names its product Hydantoinase B/oxoprolinase-domain-containing protein. Gene Ontology annotation, cellular component: cytosol. Gene Ontology annotation, molecular function: 5-oxoprolinase (ATP-hydrolyzing) activity. The transcript has 11 exons. Bases 130 to 4149 code for a protein of 1339 amino acids. Lineage: Eukaryota; Fungi; Ascomycota; Sordariomycetes; Xylariales; Hypoxylaceae. Gene Ontology annotation, biological process: glutathione metabolic process. The record is from RefSeq and is a predicted model, not a curated record.
UGCCGGAUCAUCAUUCCUUUUCCUUCGUGAUGGUGUCUCGUAUAUUAACACGGGUUUCCUCAGGCUUAUCGGCAUCCGUGUCUCAUUCAGAGCAGCAGCUCACCGAAUUCAGACACACACCAAGUCAAGAUGGCUGUCGGAUCACUUCCCUUAGCAGUUGAGCCCAAGAGCGUGAAAUUUGCCAUUGACCGAGGUGGCACCUUCACAGAUGUUUUUGCCGCUGUGCCAGGACGGGAAGACAUAGUCCUGAAACUAUUGUCCGUUGAUCCUAGUAGCUAUGACGAUGCGCCGGCAGAAGGUAUCCGUCGGGUACUUGAAAGUAUCUCCGGCCAGCAGAUUCCUAGAGGGACCCCGAUCCCCAAAGAUUUAAUCCAUUCGAUUCGGAUGGGAACGACUGUCGCCACAAAUGCCUUACUGGAAAGAAAAGGAACAAGACACGCGUUCGUCGUGAACCAAGGUUUUCGCGACUUAUUAGAAAUUGGCUACCAGUCAAGACCGAAGUUAUUUGAACUCGGCAUCAAGAAACCGGAACUUCUCUACGAGACAGUGGUUGAAGUCUCUGAGCGCAUCACCGUCGAGGAAUUCGACGAAGAUGUCACAAAAGACAGCCGACCACCACUGGAGGAGGUCCCCGGUGUCCUCGUAAAGGCCAUCACCGGCGACAUCCUCCGUAUAAUACGACCUCUAGAUGAGGCGGAAGUACGAGAAAAACUUAACAAGCUUAAGGCCGAGGGUAUCGAGACGCUAGCUAUAUGUUUAGCACACUCGUAUAUCUACCCAACACACGAGAAUCGCAUCGCGGAGAUCGCAAAGGAGAUCGGAUUCACUCAUGUAUCGACGUCAUCUUCGGUUGGCGCGAAUAUGAUCAAGAUGAUCUCGCGUGGUAGCUCCGCUUCCGCUGACGCGUAUCUUACGCCCGAGAUCGUCCGCUACGUAUCCGGAUUCGCUAAAGUCUUUGCCGACGGUAACCUCGAUGGCGUUUCGUGCGAGUUCAUGCAAUCCGAUGGUGGUCUAGUAAGUCACAAGAACUUCAACGGUUUGAAGGGAAUUCUUAGCGGACCGGCCGGUGGUGUUGUUGGCCAUGCGCGAACUUCAUAUGAUGGGAAUUCUCCUAUCGUAGGGUUUGACAUGGGUGGUACCAGCACAGACGUUUCACGUUAUGGUGGAUCAUUCGAACACGUUUUCGAGACUACUACUGCUGGUGUUUCCAUUCAAUCUCCGCAGCUUGAUAUUAAUACUGUAGCUGCUGGAGGUGGCUCUAUGUUAUUCUGGAAGGAUGGUCUGUUUAAAGUCGGUCCCGAUUCAGCUGGAGCGCAUCCAGGUCCGGCUUCAUAUAGGAAAGGAGGACCGCUCACGGUCACCGACGCAAAUCUGUUCCUUGGAAGGAUAAUACCGGAUUAUUUCCCUAAGAUCUUCGGCGAAACUGAGGAUCUUCCUCUAGACGUCGAGAUUGUAGUGAAGAAGUUUGAGGAGCUUACGGCGCAAAUCAAUAAGGACACAGGUCGUUCUAUGACCCCAGUUGAGGUCGCGCACGGCUUCAUCGACGUAGCCAACGAGUCGAUGAGUCGUCCCAUUCGCGCACUUACGGAAGCUCGUGGGUUCGAAACUGCGCAACACAACCUUGCGACAUUUGGAGGUGCUGGUGGUCAACAUGCCUGCGAAAUCGCUAAGAAGCUGGGCAUUAAGAGAAUAGUUAUCCACAAAUACUCCAGUAUACUCUCGGCAUAUGGAAUGGCGUUAGCAGAGGUUGUCCAGGAAGCCCAAGAGCCAAGCUCCGAAAUCCUGUCCGAGGAAUCCCUCCCAAGGUUAAUGGCUCGAACGAAGGACCUUAAAGCAAAGGUCACUGAAGGACUCCUCACACAAGGAAUCCAGAACGAUUCAAUCGUACACGAAGAAUACCUAAACCUCAGAUAUGCCGGCACAGAUACCAAUUUUAUGAUCCUAUCUCCUGUUGACGGAGACUGGAGAUCGGCGCUCGAAAAAGAGCAUCUAAGAGAGUUAUCUUUCAUCUUCCCUAAGGAUAAGAAAGUUCAUAUCGACGAUGUACGAGUUCGAGGUGUUGGCAAAUCCACAGAGGUUAGCCAGGAUAACUCAAAGUUGGUGAAGGAGCUAAGGCUCCAUGCAUUCUCGGAAGUCGGUGAUGGCGAAGACAGAACGACACAAACCUACUUCGCUGAAGGCGGUCUACAAGACACAAAGGUCUUCCAAUUGAAUACACUUACGCCUAGUAGCAUUGUAGCCGGACCAGCAAUAAUUAUUGACAACACUCAAACUAUAGUAGUCGUUCCUGGCUCUCAAGCGCGGAUUCUGACCUCGCACGUCGUUGUCGAUUUAGUCGAUGAGAAGCCGCAACAGCCCCAAGAGGAACAAGAGCUGGUAGUAGACCCCAUCAAGCUGUCCAUUUUUGGCCAUCGAUUUAUGAGCAUCGCGGAGCAAAUGGGCAGGACUCUACAGAAGACCAGUAUCUCCAUCAACAUCAAGGAACGCCUGGAUUUCUCAUGUGCUAUAUUCAGCCCAGACGGCGAGUUAGUCGCAAAUGCGCCCCACGUACCAGUUCAUCUUGGUAGCAUGUCGUAUGCUGUCAAGUAUCAGCACAACCUCCACCUAGGAAAGCUUCGACCUGGCGAUGUACUAGUGUCUAACCAUCCUGAGAGCGGUGGAACCCAUCUUCCAGAUAUUACGGUCAUCACACCCGUUUUCGAUACAGAUAACAAAACAAUCUGCUUCUUCUGCGCCAGUAGAGGCCACCAUCUCGAUAUCGGUGGAUUCCGUGGUAACUCUAUGCCACCUGAUUCUACCGAGCUAUGGCAAGAAGGUGCUGCUAUCAGGUCAUUCUUCUUGGUUCGUGAUAAUCACUUCGAUGAAGAGGGUAUUGUCAAGAUCCUUCUGGAACCUGGGAACCACCCCAAUUGUAGUGGCUCAAGACGGUUGGCCGACAACUUGUCGGAUCUAAAGGCGCAGGUGGCCGCAAACACCAAGGGAAGCAACCUUAUCAAGGCUUUAAUGGAAGAGUAUGGAAAACACACCGUUCACUUUUAUAUGUCAAAGAUUCAAGAGAACGCCGAGGUCGCCGUCCGAGGUUAUCUAAAGUCCGCUUACAAGAAAUAUGGAUCGAAGCCGCUCAAGGCGAAGCAAUUCCUAGACAAUGGGUCUAUGAUGCAAGUCGCGAUCACUAUAGACGAAGAUGGCUUCGGAACGUUCGAUUUCACCGGGACAUCAUGCGAAAUGCUGUCGAACAUGAACGCACCGCCGGCGAUCACCUACUCCGCACUUAUCUACACACUACGACUCCUAAUCGGCUCGGAUAUUCCGCUUAACCAAGGCUGUCUCGCACCUACGAAAGUCAUCCUCCCCAAGAACUGUUUCCUUAAUCCUUCCGAGGGCCCAGCAGUCUGCUGUGGCAACACGCUCACCUCUCAGCGUCUAGUCGACUUGCUACUCAACGCAUUCCGAGCUGCGUCAGGAUCUCAAGGUUGUAUGAACUGCUUCGGAUUUUUCGGCAACUGCAAAGACGAGUCGGGUGAGCCCCAGAGUGGCUUUGGCUUCAGCUAUGGCGAGACUAUCUGCGGUGGUGAGGGCGCUGGUCCGACUUGGCAUGGUGCUAGUGCCGUACAAAUCCACAUGACCAAUACUCGUACGACCGAUAUCGAAAUCAUCGAAAAGCGAUACCCCGUCCUAGUCCGCGAAUUUUCUAUACGUAAGGGUAGCGGCGGUCGUGGCAAAUUCAAUGGUGGCUGCGGUAUCGUCAGAGAUUGGGAGUGCCGAUACCCUCUUACAUACGGUCUCAUCACCGAGCGACGCGUUCACCGACCCUACGGCAUGAUGGGUGGCGAGCCCGGCGCAUCGGGCGCCAAUUUCUGGGUUCAGAAACAGGAGGACGGCAAUGAGCGCUGGAUUAACAUUGGAUCUAGGGGCCAAGUCGAUAUGAAGGAGGGCGAUCGAUGCGUCAUACAUACUCCCGGAGGUGGAGGUUGGGGCGUCCCGGAUGAUGUUGACGAAGAUGACGAGUUCUUCGGGGGUGUAGUUCGUGCGGUGGAAAGUGUAAAUGGGGUUAAUGGAGUGAAUGGGACGAAAGAGGCGAAGGUAGUGUAUCCGAGGGCUACGGGGAGCUUUCACACAUUUUCGGCCGCGCAGGAGGCAUCAUCUUAGUUUGAUGGGGCAUUGACGUUGGUAUGUAGGUACCUAGGUAGGAUUUUUUGCUAAACAAAUGGUUUUAAGCGCUCUAGGUAUGCAUCAUAUGAAGCGCGAUUAACUCAAGUCACGGUACAUUUCAGUCAGUGGAUUUACCUAUUACGUCACCCAUAAUGUGAGCUUUGUCCAAGAACAAAACACCUGUAGGAACAAUAGAGUGAAAAUAAAUUAUAUAUAAUUACUA